AUGCGUUCUACAAUCUUGCCGCCCUUAGGGUCACCAUUCCAAACGCCUUUGUCUCAGGAAUGCCGAGAAGAUCGUGCUGAGACGCCUACAAUGUGUGAAGAAGCAACUGAUAUUGUUAAGUAUGGAAAUCCAUUUACAAUGGACCGCCUUUUUGUUGGCUUAGACCCUGCAUGGGGAGGCAUUGAUGCCAUCGAAUUCACAGAACAUAUGCCAGUUUCGUUCGUCAGUAAGCUUAUCACCGCGAGGGGCGAGAGGCCAAAAAUGGAUUGCUUCAAGAGAACUUCACAUAGGCACCUGGUAAACCUUAAAGAGGUUUUUGUGACCGAAGAAUCUUUGAUUCUCUUCUACGACAAGUGGGAAGGUAUUUCGCUCAGAGAAAUUCAAGACCUUCGGCCAGCUUUCCAGCUUGGGGAAGUCGAAGUGGCUACAGUCUGCUUUCAGAUGCUUCAAGCGCUGCAAUACAUUCAUGGUACCCUAGGCAUAAACCAUGGUGCUCUCUGUGAGGAGGAUAUCUACAUCCACGACAGCGGUGAUAUCAAAAUAGCAGGAAUCGGUGAAAGCAUGGCUAGAGAAUCCAGCCCACAGGAAAAAUCGAAGGAUAUCCAGUCGAUCCUAAAGAUUGCACGGCAGCUCCUCGGUCUCCAAGGCAUCUCUGGUGGCACUGGGACAAUGGGCUUGCUAGCCCAUGACUUUACGGCGGCACCAUCCAAUACAGCUAUCGACCAGCUUCUGCAGGAGACAGUGCAUUUCAACGCAGGUUUGAAGAAUACACUGAUUGGAUAA
This is a messenger RNA of Aspergillus bombycis, 783 nucleotides long. RefSeq lists its product as uncharacterized. The transcript has 4 exons. The record is from RefSeq and is a predicted model, not a curated record. The coding region runs from base 1 to 783 and encodes 260 amino acids. Gene Ontology annotation, biological process: protein phosphorylation. Gene Ontology annotation, molecular function: protein kinase activity; ATP binding. Lineage: Eukaryota; Fungi; Ascomycota; Eurotiomycetes; Eurotiales; Aspergillaceae.